Indicator indicator is the source of this 3687-nucleotide messenger RNA. It is a transcript of the gene MATN2, whose product is annotated as matrilin 2. Bases 1 to 3687 code for a protein of 1228 amino acids. The transcript is spliced from 25 exons. Gene Ontology annotation, molecular function: calcium ion binding. Lineage: Eukaryota; Metazoa; Chordata; Aves; Piciformes; Indicatoridae. The record is from RefSeq and is a predicted model, not a curated record.
AUGAAGAAAAUGAUUGCCUGCUUCCUUCUGCUGUUUGGACAAGCUCUGCUUUCCACUCUCUGUGCCAUGGCAAAAGAUCUCCCUGGAGGACGUUUCACCCCGAGAAGGGAUGUGAGUUCACAAUCUCUGCUACAAAACACUUGCAGCAGCAAACGCCUGGACCUGGUCUUCAUCAUCGACAGCUCCCGCAGCGUCCGGCCCCACGACUUCGCCAAAGUGAAGGAGUUCAUCCUGACCAUCCUGCAGUUCCUGGACAUCAGGCCCGAGGCCACCCGUGUGGGGCUGCUGCAGUAUGGCAGCACGGUCAAGCAGGAGUUCUCCCUGCGCACCUUCCGCAGGAAGCAGGACGUGGAGAGGGCGGUGAGGAGGAUGAUGCACCUGGCCACGGGCACCAUGACCGGCCUGGCUCUGCAGUACGCCCUCAGCAUCGCCUUCUCGGAGCCCGAAGGAGCUCGCCCCCCGCGGCAGAACGUGCCCAGGAUCAUCAUGAUCGUGACAGACGGGAGGCCGCAGGACCCCGUGGCUGAGAUCGCUGCCAGGGCGCGGAACUCGGGGAUCCUGAUCUUUGCCAUCGGGGUGGGGAGGGUGGACAUGAACACGCUGAGGGCCAUCGGCAGCGAGCCCCACGAGGAGCACGUCUUCCUGGUGGCUAACUUCAGCCAGAUGGAAACGCUCACCUCCGCCUUCCAGACCAAGCUUUGUGUGCCCCACAUGUGCAGUGUCGUUGAGCAUGGCUGCGAUCACUUCUGCAUCAACACUCCUGGCUCCUACACGUGCAGGUGUAAACAAGGAUACAUUCUGAAUGCUGACCACAAGACCUGCAGCACUCAGGACCUGUGUGCAGUGGAGCAGCAUGACUGUGAGCAGAUCUGUGUCAACACACCUGGCUCCUACGUCUGCCAGUGUUACGAGGGGUACGAGCUGCAUGCAGAUGGGAAGAGUUGUCUUGUUGUUGACUACUGUGCUUUGGAUAACCAAGGUUGCCAACACGAAUGUGUUAACACUGAGGACUCCUAUUACUGUAAAUGCUACCCAGGGUUCCUUUUAAACCCAGACAAAAGAACCUGCAGAAGACCAGACUAUUGUGCUCUGGAGGACCAUGGUUGUGAACAGGAAUGUGUUAAUGCAGAUGAUUCCUAUUUUUGUCGAUGCCAAGAAGGGUUUAGACUUAAUGCAGAUAAGAAAACAUGCAAAAGGGUGGACCACUGUGCUGAGAGCAAUCAUGGCUGUGAGCAGCUGUGCCUAAACACUGGUGCCUCCUAUGUCUGUCAGUGCUCUGAAGGAUUUGUCAUCAACGAGGACCUAAAAACCUGCACACGAGUUGACUAUUGUGCCCUGGGUGAUCAUGGCUGUGAACAUUUGUGUGUGAGUGGGGACAGAUCUUACACCUGUCAGUGUCUGGAAGGAUACAGGCUUCGGAGUGAUGGCAAGACAUGCAGACGUAAAAAUGUCUGCAAAUCAGUCAGCCAUGGCUGUGAGCACGUUUGUGUUAGUGCUGACAGCUCCUACAGCUGCAGGUGCCAUGAGGGAUUCAUACUGAGAGAAGAUGGCAAGACCUGCAGAAGACAGGACAUCUGCCAAUCAGUCAGCCAUGGCUGUGAGCAUGUCUGUGUUAGUGAAGGGGACUCCUAUGUUUGCAAGUGUCAUGAGGGUUUUCUGCUGAGAGAAGAUGGGAAAACCUGCAGGAGUAAAGACAUCUGCAGAGGAGUCGACCACGGCUGUGAACACCUCUGUGUCAGCGCUGGGGAGUCCUACACCUGCCAGUGUUCUGAGGGAUUUGCACUAAGGGAAGAUGGAAAAACCUGUAGGAACAAAGAUGUCUGCAAUUCUGUUGACCAUGGCUGUGAGCAUGUUUGUGUGAAUACUGACAGUUCAUACAUCUGCCAGUGCUACGAGGGCUUUGUCUUGAGGGAAGAUAAGAAAACAUGUAGAAAUAAGGACAUCUGCAAGUCAGUCAGUCAUGGCUGCGAACACCUCUGCAUUACCACUGAUGACUCCUACACUUGCCAGUGCCAUGAUGGAUUUGUACUGAGGCACGAUGGGAGAACAUGCCGAAGCAAGGAUAUCUGCAAAUCAGUCAGCCAUGGCUGUGAGCACGCUUGUGUCAGCACUGGGGAGUCCUAUGUCUGCACGUGUCAGGAGGGAUUCCUGCUAAGAGAAGAUGGAAGAACCUGCAAAAAUAAGGAUCUCUGCCAAGCACUCAGGCACGGCUGUGAGCACCUCUGUGUUAGUACUGAGGACUCCUACGUCUGCCAAUGCCACGAUGGCUUCCUGCUGGCAGAAGAUGGGAAAACCUGCAGAAAGAAGGAUGUUUGCAGUUCACUCAAGCAUGGCUGUGAACAUCUCUGUGUGAAUACUGAAGAUUCAUACAUCUGCAAGUGUCAUGAGAAGUUCACACUGAAUGAAGAUGGAAAGACCUGUAGAGAUCAGGAUGUCUGCAACUCAGUUGACCAUGGCUGUGAACAAAUUUGUGUUAACAUGGACAAUUCCUAUGUCUGCAAGUGUCAUGAGGACUUCAUCUUGAGGGAGGAUGGAAAAACUUGUAGGAGUAAAGACCUGUGUAAAUCCAUUGCCCAUGGCUGUGAGCAUCUGUGCAUCAGUGAUGGUGAUUGGUACAGCUGCCUGUGCCCUGAUGGCUUUGUGCUGAGACAGGAUGGCACAACCUGCCGAGAUGAAGAUGUCUGCAAAUCAGUUGCCCAUGGCUGUGAGCAUACCUGUGUGAAUAAUGAUGAUUCAUACAUCUGCAAGUGCCAGGAGGGAUAUGUCCUGAAUGAGGACCAGAAAACAUGCAGAAGGUGCACUGAAGGCCCCAUUGACCUGGUGUUUGUCAUUGAUGGAUCAAAAAGCCUGGGAGAGGACAACUUUGAAACUGUCAAACAGUUUGUCACAAGCAUCUUGGAUUCCCUUGAGAUUUCCCCCAAAGCUGCUCGGGUUGGGCUGCUGCAGUACUCCACAGAGGUGCGCACAGAGUUCUCGCUGCGGCAGUUCGGCUCGGCCAAGGACGUGAAGAAAGCUGUGUCACAAAUGAAGUACAUGGGGAGAGGCUCCAUGACAGGGCUGGCCCUGAGGCAAAUGUUUGAAAGAAGCUUCACAGAAGCAGAAGGAGCAAGACCAUUUUCAGCAGGUGUGCCUCGGAUCUCCAUUGUGUUCACAGACGGACGAGCCCAGGAUGAAGUCUCGGAGUGGGCGAUGAGAGCCAAGCGAAGUGGUAUCAUUAUCUAUGCCGUUGGAAUAGGCAAAGCCAUUGAGGAAGAACUGCUGGAAAUUGCAUCAGAGCCUUCAUACAAACAUCUCUUCUAUGCUGAGGAUUUCACAGCUUUGGAGGACAUAAGUGAAGAGCUCAGAGCCCAGAUCUGUGAAGCUUUGAGAGAGCCACCUCAGCAGCAGGAUCCAUCAUCUGGGAGGCUUCCUAAGACUGCUCCACAGACUUCAGGAUCUGACUCAACCACCAUAGCCAUCACAGAUGUCAUUGCCUGUCCCAAUCUUGCAGUACACCACAAGUACCUUUUUGAGGAUGGUCACACUCACUCCACCACAGCAAAAACCUUGAAAGAUAAAGAGCAGUGCAGAUGUGAAAACCUUGUGACCUUCCAGAACUAUGCAACCAGUGAAGUCAGGAAACUCAGCCAGAGAUUGGAAGAGAUGACCAAGAGGAUGGAAGAGUUGGAAAACAGACUAAAAUACUGA